UCUAUCAUACCCUUAUGAACAAUUAAUCUAAUUGAAUUGUUUGUAUAGAGAAUUAUUUGAAACAAAGAUGGAAGGUGAUAACAAUUCAAAUGAAAGGCUACUUGUUAAAAGGGAAGUAGAGGAAGAAGAGAAACUAAGAGACAAACUAUGGAAAGAGACUAAGAAAAUGUGGGUAGUGGCUGCUCCGGCAAUCUUCACCCGAUUCUCCACCUUCGGCAUUAACGUUAUAAGUCAGGCGUUUAUCGGCCACAUCGGUGCCACUGAACUCGCCGGUUAUGCUCUUGUCGACACUGUCAUUUUGCGAUUCGCCAAUGGAAUUCUGUUAGGGAUGGCAAGUGCAUUAGAGACUUUAUGUGGCCAAGCAUAUGGAGCAAAGCAAUAUUCCAACCUUGGCAUCUAUCUUCAAAGAUCGUGGCUAGUAUUGCUCAUGUGCACAUUUUGUCUCAUCCCGGUUUUUGUAUUCGCCGCUCCGAUAUUGAAACUUUUAGGUCAAGAAGACUCGAUAGCCAACAUGGCCGGGAUCAUAGCCCAUUGGUUAAUCCCGGUUAUUUUCGCUUUCAUCUUGUCUUUCACUUGCCAAAUGUUUCUUCAAGCACAAAGCAAGAACAUUAUCAUUUCUUACUUGGCCUUAUUCUCACUCACGGUACACAUUUUCCUAUCGUGGCUUUUAACCGUCAAAUUCAAGUAUGGGAUUUCAGGGGCGAUGAUUUCAACCAUCUUGGCUUAUUGGCUACCUAAUGUCGGCCAAAUCAUUUUCGUCACUUGUGGUGGUUGUAAAGACACUUGGAAUGGAUUUUCGUGGUUGGCUUUUAAGGAUUUGUUACCAAUUAUAAAACUCUCCUUAUCAUCCGGUGUCAUGCUAUGUCUCGAGCUUUGGUACAAUACAGUAUUGAUUCUAUUGACGGGGAACUUAGAGAACGCAGAGGUCGCCAUUGAUGCACUCUCUAUAUGCAUCAAUAUUAAUGGCUGGGAAAUGAUGAUUUCUCUUGGUUUUUUGGCUGCAGCAAGUGUGCGAGUAUCGAAUGAGCUUGGAAGAGGAAGUUCAAAGGCUGCAAAGUUCUCGGUUAUUUAUAUAGUGGCGACUUCCUUCACGAUCGGGCUUGUGUUAUUUACGUUUUUCUUCUUCUUACGAGGACGACUAGCUUAUAUAUUUACGGAUAAUGAAGAAGUGGCGGAUGCAGUUGCAGAAUUAUCGCCUUUAUUGGCCUGCUCUAUAUUACUUAACAGUGUUCAACCAGUUCUUUCGGGUGUGGCGGUUGGGGCUGGUUGGCAAAGUAUUGUUGCUUAUGUUAACAUCGCUUGCUACUAUUUUGUGGGGAUUCCGAUCGGUGUGGUGCUCGGCUAUGUUUACGAUAUGCAAGUAAAAGGUGUUUGGAUUGGUAUGUUGUUUGGUACAUUUGUUCAAACAAUUGUUCUAGUUAUUAUUACAUUAAGAACGGAUUGGGAUAAACAGGUGUUGAUAGCUCAAAAUCGCAUUAACAAAUGGUUUGUAGUUGAGCGAUCGCAAGAAAAUGGACAAGACCAACCUGCUUAGUUUAGUAACUUGGAAGUGAUUUUUCAUUUGAGUUUAGAAUGAUUUUGUUAUCAUUUAAGUUGUAUUUAUCUUUUUUUUGGAAAUUAUUUAAGUUGUUUUAAUCAUCAGUUUAUUAUUUGUUAUAUU
Impatiens glandulifera is the source of this 1660-nucleotide messenger RNA. RefSeq names its product protein DETOXIFICATION 21-like. Gene Ontology annotation, biological process: xenobiotic detoxification by transmembrane export across the plasma membrane. Gene Ontology annotation, molecular function: antiporter activity; xenobiotic transmembrane transporter activity. The coding region runs from base 68 to 1534 and encodes 488 amino acids. Gene Ontology annotation, cellular component: membrane. NCBI's taxonomy places the organism in Eukaryota, Viridiplantae, Streptophyta, Magnoliopsida, Ericales, Balsaminaceae. The record is from RefSeq and is a predicted model, not a curated record. The transcript has 8 exons.